Messenger RNA from Paramacrobiotus metropolitanus, 1873 nucleotides. RefSeq lists its product as uncharacterized. NCBI's taxonomy places the organism in Eukaryota, Metazoa, Tardigrada, Eutardigrada, Parachela, Macrobiotidae. The transcript has 3 exons. Gene Ontology annotation, molecular function: protein binding. The record is from RefSeq and is a predicted model, not a curated record. The coding region runs from base 141 to 1787 and encodes 548 amino acids.
UCAGAGCUAGCAGAGCGGACAGAUACUUAGUAUUCUUAUUCUUUUACAUUUUUUUAAUUGAAUAGAAUAUUCCCGUUAAGAAAUAGCAUGUCCUAAAGCGGGAUAUCCCCAUAAUCUGUCCAAGGUUUCUAUUCGGCAGCAUGCAUAUUUACGGAGACGGCGAGCACAGUGUGAAUGCAUGGAACGCUGUGGAUGUGCUGAUCGACGGUCUGUAUCACCACGGCCUGGUGCUUGACGCUGGAGAAUCCGGAUUGACGAUUGAUUUCCAGUGUCCUGACCAGCACUCCCAGUUUAUCCACUAUCGCAGCAUUUUCGAUAACUCCUGUGCAGCCUUACCCAACUGGUUCGACUAUAUUCCGGAGUACCCGGCCUUAGAGCAGGGUCGUGGGACUCGUGGCGCAAGCGUGACGAUGGAUGUCGAAGUUCUGCUGCGGACGCGCAGCAACCGCCCCUGGGUGUGGUAUCCUGCCAGACUCGAUCGGACAUUUGAUUCCUACACCAUGGGCUUGGGCUUCCACCUCUUUGUGGAAGUGCAUUGCGGGAACGAUGUCAUCAGAACGGUGCUUCCACGGGCGCAAGUGCGAUUUCCACUGUCGCCAGAGGAACGCAAAAAGAAGCUAGUGCGGAUACAUGAUUUUGUCACUCGCUCUGUGGCUUUACCGAGCAGUUGUGCACCGUCGAUUUCGCCUGUGUUGCUGGGUCUGUUUGCACGGGAUUUCCGGGGAAAUCAUUUUAUACGUGUCGAAAAAGACCACAUCGUGUACCUGCAGCGUCAGGGUGCGCCAUCGUUGGAUCCUCAAAAUAUCAAAAAAUGGUUUGAACGAAAUAAACAAUCAAUCCAGUCGUACAUCGAUAAAGGCGAAAAAUUCCCGAAUGAAGCGCGGAUUUGUCGACGCAUUCCGACCUGGAAAGCUCCAGAAGUGCCCGAUCCACCGCAUCACCACGAUAGGUUGCCGCCGAUUUUGGAACUUCUUACUGAAACCCUGGAAGCGCUCAGCACCGUGGAUCGGGUCCGGUGUCGGCGCGUGUGCGCCUUGUGGAACGAUAUCUUGACCACAGAGAAAAAUCUCAAGGAAGUGCGCGUGUCUUACAGAGACAGCAUCGCCCCAGAUCUUCCCUGGGAUGCGAUGUACACUGUGGCCGCAACGCUGCUGAAAUACGCUACCCAUCCCUCAACGGAAAAACUGGUGAUUGCGGAUGUAGAUGAAAAAUUAUUCUCGGUGACGAUACUACUGCUUGAAGAUGUCCUGAAGCGCUCCGCUAUUACAACAGUAAUUUUGGCAAACUGGCAGUUUGGGAUAUCAUCGGCAGAGCGACCGCUGUCUUGUUAUACCGGCGCAAUAUCCCAACACUGCCGGCGUUGUGCAGGGUUGUAUGAUACCCUUGUUUGGAAGAACUGUCGCGUUAUGAAGGAGGAUCUGUCGGCGUCCAUUCCCCUCUGUAUUACCCAGCUGGCUUCAGGUGGUGCUGAAAAGGAUUUAUGGAAUGCCUGGGAAAACAGUGUGGUUCUGCCGGAAGCGAUGAGCUCCCUUUCGGAAUGGAUUAAAUUAAUUGGCCAACAGAACGAAGAGAACCAAGAGAAUGAAGAGUUAUGUGAUUUGAUUGUCCAGGUCUUAUGCGAGUAUCAGAGUUUGGACCCUCGAGUCCCUGUACAUUACCGAGAUCAGGGAUGGACCGAUCAGAAUUUGGAAUCUCUGGAUGUGACCAAAUUGACCCGGAUAACUCUGUACCAGCUGUGCUAUUUAAGACAGAAGUUUGGAGAUAGAAGCGUCGUGAUACUGACAUAGUUAUUGUUAUAAUGUUCUGUUGGAAUAAAAUGAAUGUGUAUAGAACAAAAUACAGUUCGUGAUGUUAAUAAAGGUUACCAGACUCA